Messenger RNA from Poeciliopsis prolifica (blackstripe livebearer), 3385 nucleotides. It is a transcript of the gene slc48a1a, whose product is annotated as solute carrier family 48 member 1a. Bases 161 to 595 code for a protein of 144 amino acids. NCBI's taxonomy places the organism in Eukaryota, Metazoa, Chordata, Actinopteri, Cyprinodontiformes, Poeciliidae. Gene Ontology annotation, biological process: heme transport. Gene Ontology annotation, cellular component: plasma membrane; lysosomal membrane. Gene Ontology annotation, molecular function: heme transmembrane transporter activity; heme binding. The record is from RefSeq and is a predicted model, not a curated record. The transcript has 3 exons.
GUCGCUUCCCUGUUGCUGAGAAUAUUACAUAAUAUGGCGGUAAGCUGUUGAUGUAGGUCAGAGCCAAAAACCGAAUCGCUCCGACUUGUUUUCAACUAAAAAUAACUUUUUAUUCCACUCGACGGUCCAGGUCUGUUGGUAGCAUUAGCUUAGUUUUACAAUGGGAAUCAGUAGGAUAUACAUUAGCAUAGGCUAUGCUAGCUUCGGUACUCUGGUUGGAUUUUCAGCCUUCCUCGUUUGGAAUAUCGCCUAUAAACAGCCAUGGACAGCGGCCAUGGGAGGCCUGUCGGGGGUUUUAGCGUUUUGGGUUCUGGUCACACACAUCAUGUACCUGCAGGAUUACUGGCGCACCUGGCUCAAGGGCCUCAAAUUCUUCAUUGGUGUCGGUGUGCUCUUCUCAGUUCUGGCUGUCGCUGCCGCCUUUACCUUUCUAAGUCUGGCCAUCACACAGAAACAAUCUCUGACUGACCCGCGGACCCUCUACCUUUCCUGUGUUUGGAGCUUCCUGAUGCUCAAAUGGUCUUUCCUGUUGGCUUUAUACUCUUACAGAUACCGCCAGGAGUUCGCCGACAUCAGCAUCCUCAGUGAUUUUUAGACAGAAGGAUUUUUAUAGACUUCGGUGAAGGUUGAAGGAUUUAGGAAUGCCAGGAGGAGCUGGACUUUGAGCUUUGGAACAACAGGAGAAAAAGCAAACGUAGCUAAUUUGGAAGUCGUCUGACUUUUACGACGCAGAGAUCCACUUGUUGCUCUCACAUAACAAGCUCUUUUCUUUGUCUUGUAACCUGUUUUACUACCUAACCACGAGUUACAGCUAAAGCCGAAUCUUGUUUGGACUGGAGCAGUGCACUGCUGGGAAUGUAGGGAGUUUUUGUUCCUGAGAUUUCAUCUCUUGAUUUGUUUUGUUGUAAAACAACUUGUGUGAAUGGAAAUCACCACUGUUAUGGUGUCGUAAUGCAUCAUUUAACACACAGAAAUCCUCAGAACCAAAACGAAAAGCUCAAAACGAAACCACACGCUAGGUAGGUUGAUGGUGGCUUUUGAAGAUCCAUCUAAGAGAACGGCGUUAUAAAAGUUUAUCAUCUCCCACGGAUCUCAUAAUAGCAGAUGUAUAGAUGUUGGUGCCACUGAAGUUGAAUUUGUUUUCAUACCAAAACAAAAAAGAAAAUGCUGAAACAUGUUUUUUUUUUUCUCUUUAAAAGUAGCAGCUGCAUAUGUGAUGAUUUACAGUGGGAAAAAUAGGUGUUAAAUAUGUCUGUUUUUCUCCAUGAAUACAUUUUUAAAGAUUCUGUUGACAUGAAAUUCAAAGCAGAUGCUAUGUGAUGCACACAGAUAAAUAAAAACAUAAUACGCCUAUGAAUUAUAUGGAGUUAAGUGGAAUGGCACAGGUUAUAAGCAUUGAAGAAACUUUUCUAUUUAGUUCUUUGUCAAUAAUGACAUCUUCCAGAGAUUCGCACCAGAAUAUUUGUUGCUCUUGUGUGAUUUUCCCAUGACUAUGUGUGAGAGUGAGAGAUUCUCUUGUUUAAAAGUCCACCCCUCAUUUCAUUUUCAGAUUCUUAUCAAGGACGUCUAUUUAUCCUUCCUUCAAUUAAAGGGAGUCUGCCUGUGUAAUGAUAGGGAUAGGAGUUCAUCAUACUGUUUACUCAUGAAAUCAAUCGUUUAUUCAGUGAUGAUAAUAAUGAUGCACUGUGAUGGAAAUCCUGAAACAAUUGACAGCAUGGUUGAGAUUGUUACUGUUGGAUCUUCUCUCCUUUUUUAGUUCCAUGAGAUGGGCUGUAAAAGCUGCUUUUAUGUUUUAAAAUAUGAUUUAAUGCUUCUGCUGGAUAUGUUUUAUCAACACUGUGGGAUUACUGAAUGGAACUAGAUGACAUUGUGAACAUUAUUUGUGUUUGCAAAUAUGUCUAAUAGAUUUAUAGCUGAAAAUGAUGAUGAAUUCUGAGUUUUUGUCAUUACGGCUACAAAAUAUUGUGAUUAAUAUUUUAAUCUCACCAGACUAUUUUAUUGUAGCAUUUUAUCGACUUGUGUGAAUGCUCUUUAAACUUUUAAACAGGUUUCAAAAUGCCUUUUCUUCAGUAGAGGAGUCUUGUGCAGAGAGUGUUUUUUCUGACAUGCUGUGUGUCUCUUAAAUCACUUCUCUCAACUUAUUUCAAGGUGAAAUUAUUGUCUUUCCACUUCCAGAUUAUGCCCCCAGUGGCACACAUUGAAACAUUCAGAAGUUUAGACAUCAUUUUCUUCCUAUUUCCAGUGCUUACCUGUCAUUCCACUUUGUGAAUUUCAUAUCAAUACAUCUAUUAGAAAUAGAUUUACUGAGAAAAACAUACUCAAUACUUGUUUUCCCUGUUGCAUAUCAAAUGCCCAUUUUGAUUAUUUUUGCAUUUAGCAGCUACUUGCCUAGUUUUGAGCUGUCAAUACUUCAAUCUAAAACGAUAAACAUGAUCAUGCGUUUGUGGAGUCUUGUUGCAACAACUACACCAAGAAACAAACAUUACACCACAAAACACUUGCAUGCAAGAAGAGGGGAUUUUGGCAGCAUAUUUCUCUGCUCUCAGUUGUCGUUGAGUUCCUUAAAUGAGUUAUUUUCUUCAUUUAUGUUCUCAAAUCUGUGAGGGGUUGUGGGUUGUGUAACUCUUCCCUGAUGAAACUAUCACAUACACUUUGUAGUACAUUUUAUUUUUAGUAACAACUCUAAGCGUUUCUGCUGCUGCAGCCACUCCACUUCUUGUUCCUGUCAAACAUUUAGAGCACCUGCAGUGCUUUGUUGAUGGUCACCUUUCAGUGAACGUCAGCAUCAACAUUUAGCCCUGCUAUCGUCUGAUGUGACAUCCUUUCAGCUCCCCUUCAUCAUUUUUUUACAAAAAACAAAAAAACGUUUUCAUGUUCAGGUGCUCUAAUUUAAAGCUUUAUUUAUCAAUGCGAUUGGAUUACUAAUGCUAUUAAUGUGGAAUGAAAAAUUAUUAUUCUGAUGUAAGAAGUGAUUUUUCUGUUUGUUCCACAAGGGGGAGACAAAACACUUUCUGAUACUCUUAACAUUCCUGUUUUGGAAAAAACACAUGGAUUUGAUACAGAGUUGCACUUUAGUAAAUGACAUUAAUGCCCUUGUUUUGCACACUGGUUGUCAUUUCUGUCUCAACCCCGGAUUGUCGUAAUAAACCAAGUAUAUGUAACAUUCAAUUUUCUAUUGUUUGAUUUCACUAAUCAAGCUAAGGUCUUUUUUCUUCCUCUUAAGUGUCAUUGUUUCUCUUGUCUACAUUUUAAUUAUGAAACAUGUACAGUAUUUGUCAGUGAUUGCAUGUGAGAAUACUACCAGUACAAACCAAACACAUUAAAAAUGCAUUUAUUGUUAUUUCUGUCAUGUCAAGUCUUCAUUAAUAAAGCAGAUACAGCAGCA